AUGAGUAGGGGAUAUGAUUUAAUUGUUGAUUUUGACUUUGAUUUUGAGAGAGGGAGUUCUUUUCUUUUGUUGGAAGUAAUUAUUCAUGAAAAUAAAAUAAAAAUGGGAUAUGAAAAUUGUGUAGUUUGCGGGAAAAGAUAAGAAGGUUUAUAUAAAUUAUUACCACAUUUUCGAUCAAGAUAAGAAAAUAAAUACAUUCAUAAGAUGUGUUUAAUGUUAUUUAGUUCAGAUUGGAAUCGUAAAGUUGCUGUGAAUGAAAGAUUGUAUUAUAAUGAUUACAGAAGACAUUGUGGAAUAUGUAGUAAACGAAAUAAGUCAUAGGUGAUUAGAUGUGCUUAUAGGUAUUAAGUUUAAUUAUGUAAUCCAGUUCAUGUAGAAAAAGAUUUCAUUUAGAUUGUUUAAAGAAUCCUGUUAUCUAAGUAAACUCAAAUUCAAGGAAUCAUUAUACAAGAUUAGAUGUUUAUUGUCCUGAACAUUCUCUUAAUUUAAUUAAAACUAAUAAUUUAGAUGAGCAUGUAGAAUCCAUUUUUAAUGAACAUCUAUUAAAUUAAGAAUAAGAACCUGGACAAAUUUAGAAGAGCAAACAUAAAAAAAAACAUAAGAAGAAACAUUCUCGAUCAAGAUCAAGAUCUCAUAAGAAAUCAAGAAGACGAUCUAGUAGUUAAUAUAGAUUUAGUAAUAGUAAAAGUUCAAAAUUAUCAUCAUAAUCUCUUGUUAAUAAAAAUACAUCUAAAUCUUCUGUUAAAAAUCAAUCAAAUAUUGUUUAAGAUAGAUUGUUAGAAAUACCUGAAAGUUAGAUUACUGAAGGAAUGAUUAAAGAUAUUCUUUAAUUAGGACCUAUUUAGGAUAAAAUAAUAUAAAUUAGCGAACCUGAACCAUUUACACAAUAAAUAUAAUAAUAACCAAUCUUUUUUGAAUAAUAAUAGUAGUUUUAAAAAGAAAAUGUUUAUCCAUAAAUUUAGAGACCAAUUAUUGAAGAUCCCGAAUUCCCAUAUACAGAGAGAGAUAAUAAAAGAGAUCAAUCUAUAUUAAAAUGGUGGGAUAAAAUAGAAGAAAUCUAUUUUAAAGGAGAAGAAAAAUUAAUACUCACUAAAAAGGAAGAAUUCAAGAAUCCUUUUAUAUGGUCUAAUAAAGCAUUAGAUGAAGAAUUAUUGAAUUAUGCUGAUUAAAUGAAUAUUGGUAUUAAUAAUUAAACUAUUUAUAUUUUUAGAACCAAUCAUACAGUUGAGGUAUUAAUGUAGAGGAAGUAUAAAUGUUUUAAUUAGAUGCUCAAAAGCUCAGUAUUAGUACACUAAUUGUAAAAAUCUUUUAGUUUCAUUCGAUAUAGUUUUACCGAACAUGUUGGCAAAGCAACACCCAAAGGAUUACUGAAGACAAACAUACAAUUGUAUAGAUAUUUAUAAGAAACAGUUGAUAUUCCUACAUAUUCUGAUAAAGAUAUAAUUGGAAAAGAUUUAAUUUAUUUAGAAAAUUGUGAAUUAACUAAAUAAGAAUAUUAGGAUUGUUUUGAAUUAGAGCAAUAAAUUAAAGAAAUUCAUUCUAAAUUAGAAUCACAAUUAGAUAUUGAAAGUGACACUGUCUAAUAAUUUGAUAUUGUUUAUCAUAUAAUGAAUAAUGAAUUAAGUUCUAUUGUUUCAUAGAAUAAUUAAUUUAGAGAAUAAAUCAAUUCAUAAAUAACUGAUUACAAUUUUAAAAUAUUAAAAACAGAAUAACAAUUACUUAUUGAUUUACUUAGAUGGUCUUAAAUUGUUAAAGCAUUCAUAAAUGGAUACAAAGAUAAAACUGAAGAUGCUUUGAAUUCCUUUUAUCCUUGUUAAUUGACAUUAACAACUUAAUCUUCUUAGAAAGCAUAGUAGAAGAAAAAGAAAAUUCACUCUAAAGAAAAUGUUUAACCAUUAGAUACUGAUUGCAAAAUUUGUUUUGAUUACCAUUAUACAGAUUUUAAUCCAGUGAUCUAUUGUGGUAAAUGUUCAACAUCAUUUCAUAAAAAUUGUUAUGGUCUUACUGGAUCUCUUGAUGAAGAUGAUGUAAUUUGUGAUGCAUGUUAUUAUGAAUCAUCUAAAUUAAAUUAAUUUAGAAGAGGUAUAUCUAUGAUUAUUAGAAGGUGCUGCAAAAUGUAGAAUUUGUAAGAAAUUGGGAUUACCUUAAAAAUACAUAAGAAAUUCCUUUUAUCAUGUUUCUUGUUUACUUUUAACUAAUUAAGUCAUUUUAUCAGAUGGUGCUUAUGAUGUUAGAUAUAGAAAGAAUGAUAUUAAAUAAUUCUGUAAAGAUAAUGAAUCAAGCACUCCAUAAUGUGCAGUUUGUGGAGAUUCAAAAGGUUCAAUACUUUAUAUUCAUUUUAUUUAGGGUUUAGAUUUAUGUGUUCUGGUGGUGAAACUAUUCCAUGUAAGCAUGCCUUCCAUCCAAUCUGUGCUUAUUUACAUGGAUUAACUAUUGAUAUUGAAAGUGAAGAUCUUGAAUAAUGUUGUAAAGAACUCAGGUUUGCUCAAUUAAAUGUGUAUAUCAAAUGUGUCUUACACUGUAAUAAAACUUUGUAAGAAUUAGUAAAGUAAACUUACUAUAGGUAUUAAUAUCAAAUCUUAUCAUUCUAGGAGAUUUGCACUGAAUUAUGAGUAAACUGCUAAAUGUGGAGGAGAAGACAUUUUCAUUUCAGAAUUCAAAAAAACCAAAGGAUAUAGGUAACUAAUUUAAGCAAACUCUUAAGAUAUCUCUCCUUUAAGUUACCCAUUUCAAGAAAUGACAAUUUAUAAUAAUUUAUUAAUUAAAAUGGUACACCAACCCAACAGAUGUGAG
This is a messenger RNA of Paramecium sonneborni, 2793 nucleotides long. The record is from the annotation of a GenBank genome assembly. Lineage: Eukaryota; Ciliophora; Oligohymenophorea; Peniculida; Parameciidae.